Penicillium pulvis is the source of this 1068-nucleotide messenger RNA. Its product is annotated as putative formamidopyrimidine-DNA glycosylase. The record is from RefSeq and is a predicted model, not a curated record. Gene Ontology annotation, biological process: base-excision repair. The transcript has 2 exons. Gene Ontology annotation, molecular function: zinc ion binding; DNA N-glycosylase activity; damaged DNA binding. The coding region runs from base 1 to 1068 and encodes 355 amino acids. Lineage: Eukaryota; Fungi; Ascomycota; Eurotiomycetes; Eurotiales; Aspergillaceae. Gene Ontology annotation, cellular component: nucleus.
AUGCCCGAACACGCCGAGGUAGCACGCAUAGUGCAUUUUAUCCGCAAACACCUGGUCGGAAAAACCCUCUCCAAGGUUCAAGCUCAACACGAUGAUAUUGUGUACGGCAAGGUGGGCACCAGCGCCGAGGAAUUCCAAAAGUCGAUACAAGGCAAGAAGGUGGUGGGUGCUGGGCAACAAGGGAAAUACUUCUGGAUCGCCAUGUCGUCACCUCCACAUCCAGUGAUGCAUUUUGGCAUGGCGGGAUGGCUGAAAAUUAAGGAUGCCGAUACAUAUUACUAUCGUUCUGAUAAACCAGCAGACAAAGAAUGGCCGCCAAAAUAUGCGAAAUUUUUGCUCGAGACCAAUGAUGAGCCUAAAACUGAGGCCGCAUUUGUGGACGCUCGCAGGCUGAGUCGAAUUCGUCUGGUGGAUUGUCCUGCCGACGAAAUUCGCCAACAUACGCCUCUGAAGGAGAAUGGACCAGAUCCGGUGGCAGAUAAAGAUAUCGUCACCGAAGCUUGGCUGAUGGAGAAGCUGAGGAAGAAGCGGAUGCCAAUAAAAGCUCUGCUACUGGACCAAGCGAAUCUCAGUGGAAUUGGAAAUUGGAUGGCUGAUGAAAUUCUGUACCACGCCAAGAUUCAUCCGGAACAAAUAAGCAACACUUUAUCCGAUGAUCAAAUCAAAGAGCUCCAUACAGCUAUGCAUUACGUCUUUACAACCGCCGUCGAUGUUCUAGCGGACUCUGAAAAAUUCCCUGAGCAUUGGCUCUUUAAACAUCGAUGGGGUAAAGGAAAGAAAAACCAACCCUCUGCUCUUCCGAAUGGCGAUAAGAUCAUAUUUGUGACCGUCGGGGGCAGGACGAGUGCUGUCGUCCCCGCGGUGCAGAAGAAGAGCGGCACUGUGAUGAAAGAUGAGGAUACGAGCGACACCCCCAAACGAAAGCGUGUCAAGCAAGAAAGUGAUUCGGAGGCUGAAGCAAAACCUGCCAAGAGCCGGUCUACAAACAGCAAAGCAACGAUCAAGGAAGAAAUCGAGAUGAAAGUUGAUACCGGGAUCAAAAGACGCUCUACCCGGACACGCAAGUAA